AUGGAAAUUCUCAAUAGUCUCGACCAAGAAGACCAAGCUAUACAUCUUGCUAUCGCUAAUAACAACUCGAUCAUCCAAUACCUUCUCAACCGACAAAGCAGCAAUGCAAUCCAUGGUGGCUCAGUUCAAGGAUGCUCUUUCAUACACCGUGAUCGAGAAAAUGCACAUUAUAGACUAUUCAGUGAUUACUUUUCGGAGAAUCCAGUCUAUAAUGAUGCUAUGUUUCGUAGAAGGUACCGUAUGUCUCGUUCCCUAUUCCUUCGUAUUAUUAAUGCAGUUGAAGAUUAUGACAACUACUUCACACAGAGAAGAGAUACAUUUGGUAGAUUAGGAUUAUCAUCCCUUCAGAAAGGAACGGCUGUAUUUCGAAUGCUAGCUUAUGGGCUACCAGCGGAAGCGACAGACGAGUAUGUUAAGAUAGGCGAAUCAACAGCAAUCGAAAGCAUGAAUAGAUUUUGUCGAGCCAUAGUGGAAAUAUUUUCGGAGCAAUAUUUGCGAUCACCAACAGCUAAUGACGUUGCCAGACUUUUUUACAUUGGUGAAAACGAGGUUUUCCAGGGAUAUUAUGAUCUUUGGAUAUGGCAUGCAUAUUUUGGAAUGCCGGGAACCAAUAAUGACAUCAAUGUACUGGAGUCUUCCCAUUUAUUCUCCAAUCUCGCUCAAGGUAUUGCUCCUCCUGCUCAUUAUAUCAUUCAAGGAAAAGACUAUAAUAUGGGUUAUUAUUUAGCUGAUGGUAUAUAUCCGAAGUGGUCUACCAUAGUGCAAACUAUUCACGAGCCAAGAUGUCCUAAAAAAAGGUAUUUUGCUACAAAACAAGAAGCAUAUAGAAAAUAUGUAGAACGUGCAUUUGGAGUUCUUCAAUCGCGUUUUGCAAUUGUGAAAAGACUAGCUCGGUUUUGGAAAAAAACUGUGAUUCAUGAUAUAAUGACUAAAUGUAUAAUUUUACAUAACAUGAUAAUCGAAGAUGAGCGUGAUCUUAAUGCAUCAAUUGAAGCUGGAAGAGAAGCUCCAGCACCCGAGGUUGAAAUAGCGGAUGAUGAAAAUACUCGAUUUCAAGAAUUUCUUGCUCGAUAUAGAGAAAUCAAAGAUAGAGACGCUCAUUUUUCACUUCGAAACGCUUUAAUUAAUCAUUUGUGGGAAAAGUACACUAAUGAUAGUGUUUAA
Messenger RNA from Camelina sativa (false flax), 1164 nucleotides. NCBI's taxonomy places the organism in Eukaryota, Viridiplantae, Streptophyta, Magnoliopsida, Brassicales, Brassicaceae. The record is from RefSeq and is a predicted model, not a curated record.